This is a messenger RNA of Helianthus annuus (common sunflower), 497 nucleotides long. Its product is annotated as early nodulin-93. The record is from RefSeq and is a predicted model, not a curated record. The transcript has 4 exons. Bases 66 to 338 code for a protein of 90 amino acids. NCBI's taxonomy places the organism in Eukaryota, Viridiplantae, Streptophyta, Magnoliopsida, Asterales, Asteraceae.
UUCAAUCUCACAAAACAAUUUGCAACAACCACAAGCAAGAAACAAUUUGCAACAACCACAACCAUAUGGCUUCAUUUGACCAAAAGCUAGCCAUGGCUAAGCGCUGCUCUCAUGAAGGAGUAGUUGCAGGAGCUAAAGCUGCAGCUGUGGCCACCAUUGCCACUGCUAUUCCAACUAUUGCAAGUGCCAGAAUGUUGCCAUGGGCUAGAGCUCAUCUUAACCACACAGCCCAAGCUCUCAUCAUCUCUACAGUGGCAGGAUCUGCAUAUUUCAUAGUUGCAGACAAGACCGUUUUGAAAACGGCCAGAAGAAACUCCUUUAACGAUACUCAGAAGUGAAAUAUUAGUGUAUUUGUUUUGGCAUGUACACAUUUCUAGACCAAAAAAGAGCAACUGCCUGUAGUUGCCUUUAUAAUUUCUAUGUAACGUUUGAUAAUGACGAAUAUAUAAAAUGAAAAGUACAUUAGUACUUUUUAUAUGAAAUUUUAAUUGUGUUUA